UCCCGGAAGCGGGUCUGGGCGGAUGUCUACUGCGCGUCCGUGUGCGGGGCUGAGGGCCGCGGUGGCGGCCGGCAUGGGGCUGAGCGACGGGCCGGCGGGCUCUGGCCGCAGCUGCCUCCUUCUACGUCCGCCCGCGCCCGCUCCGGCAGUCCCGGGGGCCCGGCUGUUGCGGCUUCCGGGGAGCGGGGCCGUGCAGGCCGCAAGCCCCGAGCGCUCCGGUUGGACCGAGGCGCUGCGGGCCGCCGUGGCCGAGCUGCGCGCCGGCGCCGUGGUGGCGGUCCCGACCGACACGCUGUAUGGUCUGGCCUGCUCGGCGAGCUGCUCGGCGGCCCUGGGCUGCGUGUAUCGCCUCAAGGGCCGCAGUGAGGCCAAGCCGCUGGCCGUGUGCCUGGGCCGCGUGGCCGACGUCUACAGGUACUGCCAGGUGAGCGUACCCAAGGAGCUCCUGGAGGACCUGUUGCCAGGACCAGUGACCCUGGUGAUGCAGCGCUCCGAGGAGCUCAACAAAGACCUGAACCCCUUUACUCCUCUUGUUGGCAUCCGGAUUCCCAACCAUGCCUUCAUGCAGGACUUGGCCCAAAUGUUUGGGGGACCACUUGCACUCACCAGUGCCAAUCUCAGCUCCCAGGCCAGCUCCCUGAGUGUUGAGGAGUUCCAAGACCUCUGGCCUCACUUGUCCUUGGUCAUUGAUGGCGGGCCAAUUGGGGAUAGUCAGAGCCCUGAGUGCCGCCUCGGCUCUACUGUGGUUGACUUAUCUGAGCCUGGAAAGUUUGCCAUUAUUCGCCCGGGCUGUGCCCUGGAAACCACUACAGCCAUCCUCCAACAGAAAUAUGGGCUGCUUCCUUCUCAGGGGUCCUGUUCAUGAAACUUGGGAGGACCCAAGGACCAUGCUGGAUACUAUGUGUCUGCUAACUGGUUGGCAAGGCCUCAUUGGCAGAGGCUCCUGGAGCUACACCGGUAGCCUGGCUUUUUAGGGAACAUCUCUCCGAACACUGUAGGCCAGAAGCUGCAGGUUGAGCCUUGUAGAAUCAUAUAUCAACCAAAAAUUGAACGAAGGUAUGAACAUUCUUAGAGCAACCUUAUUAUUUUAAGGCCUCACUUUCUAAGUUGACAGUAAAUUGAGUGCAGAACUAGACUGUACUAAGAGUUGUUUCUGGAGACAGUGGCACUUCGUGUCAGGCCAGCUAGAAGCACUAGUGCAGUCUAGAAGUCUCAGGACCAAUGCAGGAAAGUCAAGGAGCCCAAGACAGCUUUCCUGGGUACCAGAGAGGGGUCAUUUUAGGGAAGUUAUCCUAGGGGGUCCCAUGUGAAAUAAUACUGGAAAAGAAAAUCUUGACUGUUUUCGGCCAGUGACUUUCUUAUUUAUUGAUAAAUUAAAUCAUAUAGUUCUUUGUGUAAUCUAUUUAGCUUCACUGUUUCCUCAGAAGCCUUUUCUCUUUGUUCAUAGGUGUGCCAAGUAGUCUACAUAAUUAUUUUUGAGUAUUUAAGCUGUAUUUUUCUUUAUUAUUAAAAAAUGCUGCUGCAAA
Molecule: messenger RNA, 1526 nt
Organism: Peromyscus leucopus (white-footed mouse)
Lineage: Eukaryota; Metazoa; Chordata; Mammalia; Rodentia; Cricetidae
Gene: Yrdc
Product: yrdC N6-threonylcarbamoyltransferase domain containing
Exons: 5
Coding region: 23-865 (280 amino acids)
Biological process (GO): regulation of translational fidelity
Cellular component (GO): cytoplasm
Molecular function (GO): nucleotidyltransferase activity; tRNA binding; double-stranded RNA binding
Source: RefSeq, a predicted model, not a curated record